Molecule: messenger RNA, 5011 nt
Organism: Antechinus flavipes (yellow-footed antechinus)
Lineage: Eukaryota; Metazoa; Chordata; Mammalia; Dasyuromorphia; Dasyuridae
Gene: GEN1
Product: GEN1 Holliday junction 5' flap endonuclease
Exons: 14
Coding region: 257-2860 (867 amino acids)
Molecular function (GO): 5'-flap endonuclease activity; four-way junction DNA binding
Source: RefSeq, a predicted model, not a curated record
GGCAAUACUGCGCUUGCGCCCCAUGGGGCCGCCCUUCCAAGGCGGUACUGACGGUUCCCGGAGCCGGAACCGGUAGACGAGGGGCGGGGCAAGGAAGACGGCGUUUCCCAUUGGCAGAGGAAUCUGUCCAUCCGCUCAGGGGCGGGGCCAGGCGCGAGCGCCAAUUUAGAACUGGGAAGUCAGCGACGGCCUCGGCCUCAGAGACUUCUGCACCCGUCGGCGCCUUCACGUUUUCCUAACAUCGGAGAAGACCAGCAUGGGAGUGAACGAUCUGUGGCAGAUUCUGGAGCCUGUUAAGCAGCACGCCCAUCUCCGGAGUCUCCAGGGGAAGACCCUGGCCGUCGACCUGAGUCUCUGGGUGUGCGAAGCACUCGCCGUCAAAAAGAUGGUCGGCAUCGUUGUCAAGCCCCACCUCAGGAACCUGUUUUUUCGGAUCUCAUCUCUAACCUUAAUGGGAGUAAAACUGCUCUUCGUCAUGGAAGGCGACGCUCCCAAGCUGAAAGCAGACGUGAUGGGCAAACGGAACGAGACGCGCUUCGGGGCCCCCCAAAACCGGGCCCAGAGAUUCACAAGAUCCUCUUUCAAGGCUGUCUUAAAAGAGUGCCUUGACUUGUUGGAGUGCUUGGGAGUUCCGUGGGUUCAGGCAGCCGGGGAAGCCGAGGCUAUGUGCGCCUACCUCAAUGCCCAUGGCUACGUGGACGGGUGCCUCACUGACGAUGGAGACGCUUUCCUUUACGGAGCACAGACUGUUUAUCGAAAUUUCACUAUGAAUGUAAAGGACCCCCAUGUGGAUUGCUACACAAUGUCCUCGAUUAAGAGGGAUCUGGGCCUGGAUCGGGACGCCCUGAUCGGCUUGGCCGUGCUCCUGGGCUGUGACUACCUUCCGAAGGGAGUCCCUGGAGUUGGAAAGGAGCUGGCGCUAAAGCUUGUGCGCUCUUUGAAAGGGCAGAGCUUGCUGCAGAAGUUCGAUCAGUGGAAGGAGGAGUCCCACAGCCCCGACCCGCCGCCAGCGCCAGUUAGGAAGCCGGUUCAUUGCUCCGUGUGCGCCCAUCCAGGCUCCCCCGCGGACCACGAGCUGCGCGGCUGCCGCCUGUGCGGCAGCGAGCGCUACUGCGAGCCCCACGACCCCAAGUACCGCUGCCUGUGCGAGUGGCACCGCGCCGAGCACCGCCGGCUACAGGGCGCCGCCGAGAACAGCGUCAAGAAGAAAGCUUGCGCUUGCCAAGGAUUCCCGUUCCCUGAGGUCAUUCGAGAAUUCCAGGUAAACAAGGAUCGAGUGACCAAGAAAAUCUGCUUCCAGAGACCCAACCUCUUGUCCUUCCAGAUUUUUGCCUUGGAGAAGCUGGAGUGGCCACGGCACUACGCCUGCGAGAAGCUCAUGGGGCUCUUGGCCCAUCACGACAUGGUGGAGCGGGAGCUCGGGCACAAGGGCCCCGGCCAGCUGCGGCCCCUGCGAAUAACCCGCUCCCGCCUCAGGAGCGGCAUCCCUUGCUUGGAGAUCCUGUGGCAGAAGCCAGAGCACUAUGUGAUGGCCAGUGCGGCUCCCCAUGUCGGGCCGUCCGCUGUGCUCACGGUGGAGGAUGCCACCUUGUUUGAAGCUGCCUACCCCGAGGUGGUCGCCCAGUACCAGGAGCAGCUGCAGGAAAACCAGGGGAAGCAGUCCAGGAGUAAGAAGAACAAGGCGAAGGGGGGCGGAGAUCUGCUGGACGUGGGCGAGGUGGCGGGCCUUCUGGCCCACGUGAGACUCUCCCACGAGAUGGCCCCGGGGCCGGCCGCCAAGGCACCCCCGAAAGCGCCCCCGGAGGAGGAAUGGCCGCAGAGAAGCGGCCCCGUGGGGGGCAGCAGGCUUUGGGGCGGGGCUCCCCUAAGUCUGGAGGCCUGGCAGCUGCCCGCCCCCACCCCCACCCCCGCUUCCACCCCCACCCCGCUGAGACUCGGGGGCUCGCAGCACAGCGGGGCCAGCGGUCAUCUGUUGCCCAUGUCCGAGCUCCAGGACGAUAGCUUGGCCAUCGAGGCCCUCCAGCUGAGCUCCAUCGACUGGGAGGGCACCUCCUUCAGCGCCUCCCCCGGGGCCCACCCCUCAGGGCCCGGCGGGGACAGUCCCCACGAGCCCCAGAGCGCCGGCUCGGCCAGAGCCCAUUCGAGCCUCGGUCCGACCCUUCAGCCUCUGAAGGAGCGGGGGGGUGUCCAGCCACUGGCCCAGCCCCAGCUCUCUGCUCCGGACAGGCGCCACGGCCACUGGGCCGACCCGGAAGCCUCGGCGCUGCAGAGGAAAGGGGCCUUCGCCGCAAAGAGCAGCCCCUCCUUCGAGCCCCAGCAGCCUAACCGUAGCCCCCCAGGUCUUCUCCCAGUGUUCCGUUUGCAGAGCGGCCUGGACCAGUCUGACGUGGCGAGCAGGAGAGCGCCCAGAGCUGGCGCGUUUGUGCCCCUGGGCCCCGGCAAUCCGACGCUGAGACCCCUGGGCCGGGGGCUCCCCCGACUUCAGCCCGAGGCUCAGGCUGCUCCAAAGAGGUUCCCCAAAAAGACCGUCUGCCUCCCCUGCAGCUCCUCGGAGGAGGAGGACGAGCUGACCAGCAGGAGCGAGAAGUGCUCGCGGCCAAAGGGGAAGCCCGAGCAGCGCCCUCCGGCCUGGCUCCAGACCAGCGUCCCGCGGCCGGAUCCCAGAGCCCUCUGUAAGGGAGCCGGGGCUCCGCGCUCGGCCACGGCCGCCUCCGCCUUUGGCCUCCUGGACGCUGCGGGGAGCUCGCCACGGCUGGGCCUGUGCCCGUCCCCUCCCGGGGAAACGAAGGCCUCCAGUCUGCUUCUGGAGAGCCCUCUGCCUUUGGCCCAGAGACUGAAACUGCGCUUCCAGAGCAGCUGACAGCCCCCGAGGGCUCGCCGUGACCCGGAGCCCAGCCUGGAGGGCUCGGAACUGCAGAGAUGCCGGAGCAAGGACCUGGUCCCCCAGACCUGGUGUGGCCACUGCCCGGGGGCUCUGAACGCAGGGAUUGUCAGGCUUCCCUGGGGAAAAUUCUUCUUUAGUCUAAAUUAAACGGGGGGGAGGGGGAAAGGGAGCAGCCGCCGCCAGGCUGUGGCUUGUCGGGCCUAGGGUUGGAGGAGGCCGGAGCUGUCCCGGAGCUGUCCCGGAGCCGUCCCGGAGCCGUCCCGCAGCCCAGGCAGCCCCAGCACCCGCUGUCAUUGGGACCCUGAGAGCCGCGGGCGUAACCGUGUGUCGUCCUGUUGGUUCUCAGGCCCAGACCAGCAGCCUUGGCUCUUUCCGGAAGUUCCACGGGGAGCCGGACUCACCUUCCCGUAACCGCCCCCUACUUGGGAUUUCUCUUUGUAGGCGAAAGUAACUGAACUUCAUGUCGCCCCUUUUGUUACUAAUUGUGACCCCCUCCCCCCAUUUGUGUGUAACUCUAGGUGAACACGCAGACAAGUCGCUUUCUGUCCCCUCAGAGGGGAGGGAGGGAGAGAGAAAAUGGGGAACUCAGAAUUUUUUAAAGGGAAUUUUAUAAAUUGUCUACACGUAGAUGAAGAAAAACAUUAUUUUAAAACAGUUUUUAAAAAGCUAAUGUCCAGAAUCGGCUUGGAACACUCCAAGUCGAUCCAGGUCUAGGGUAGCCUUGAGUUUCGCUCAUUCUAAUGUUCUCAAAUGCCUACCUGGGGCCCAGAACCUUGAGGAGGACUUGGAACCGAAAGCGAGGGGCUCUGUUCCCCUUUUUGGCUCGGGGCAGAUGGACCCCAAAGUCGCUAGUGAGUCGCUCCCUGUCCCUCCACCCAGUGCAUCCCCUGGCAGGUGGUUCACUAGCUGAGCCAAUAGCCCACCUUGCGGAUGAUAAUUCUCUCUGGACACCGGACCUCAGAUGCCCCCCAAAUCCAAAAAGCGCUGCAUUUAUGAGGGGCCCAGUAGGAAGGACAUGACUCUCCCCGUGACCCAUGGAGGGUACUUCCCACAUACACAGUUGGGGAGCUCUAAGCUGCUGGCUUCUUGGUCGCCAGUGGCCCAGGUGAGCUGGAGAAGGCCUCCCUGCGUGUGGCUGGGAGCCGGCAAGGAGAACUCGGCGCAGCGGGAGAGAAAGCGGGACGCAACGGCUUCCCCGGAGACGCGGCGGACUUCUCCGACGGUACCACGCCAGGUCCUCACCUUCUGAGUCAGCCCGCCCUCCGCAGCUCAGUGAUUGGCUGACUGCGCGCAGCCGCGGACCGCCAGCCCGUUCUUGACACGGAUGCUCCGGGACAGUGCCCGUGGGUCUGAAUGAGCUCUGGAGCCCACACCCCGGGUGCUGGAACAUCCUGAGCUGUGUCGGGCCACCAUUGCCAAGGGACAGGAAGGUCAGCCCAUCUCAGAAGGGAACCCUAAGAGGUCCUUCUAGAACACCUCGGAGGCCCGGUGACGGCUGGGAAGGAGCAACAGCCGCCUGUGGUCUGAGCCCUGGCUUGGUGCCAUGAUGCCCCCUCAAAGGGCCAUCCAUCGUCUCAAAUUCAUAUUAAAGAUCGCCGUGCCCGGAGGAUCCUUCAUGGCUCGGAGCUGCGAGAAAGCCGGGGGCAGCUCAUUGUGGUGGGGGAGGGGAUCCUGGAUCUGGGGGCAAGACCCCACCGACCCACCAUGGCAGCCCUUGGCCAAAGCUUAUUGGCUGAUCGAUGGGUCUCAUCUGUGAAGAUGGCGACAGCCUGCCUGCCCUUGGAGGGCGUUAAAGCGCUAACCACGUGCGGGAAAGGACCCAGCCGAGAACACAGGAAAAUGUGUUCUUUUAACUGGAUCCAAAGUGAAGCUUUUCAUUCCUGGCAACAAACACUGCUUAAUUCUGUGAGAAUUUUUAAAAACAAACUUUAAACUUAUUUUGUUUUUAUAUAGAAGACAAAGAUUUCCAGACAUUCAAGACAAUUUGGGGGUAAGAGGCGAAAGUGAAUUGCCAAAUUGGAAACAUUUUGGGAUUAGCUUUUCCUCUUGCUCAGAUAGUCCUUAGUAUUGCUUUGAAAACAAUUUCUAUUUAGAGAAAUAAAGCAAUUUUUAUAAGAUCAAAUUUGA